Penicillium alfredii is the source of this 3819-nucleotide messenger RNA. Its product is annotated as putative cation chloride cotransporter. Gene Ontology annotation, cellular component: membrane. Gene Ontology annotation, biological process: cell volume homeostasis; chloride transmembrane transport; chloride ion homeostasis. The coding region runs from base 1 to 3819 and encodes 1272 amino acids. NCBI's taxonomy places the organism in Eukaryota, Fungi, Ascomycota, Eurotiomycetes, Eurotiales, Aspergillaceae. The transcript has 4 exons. Gene Ontology annotation, molecular function: potassium:chloride symporter activity. The record is from RefSeq and is a predicted model, not a curated record.
AUGACGGAACAAGUCGGGGAUCGCCACUCGAUGGCUCGCCGACGGCCGAAUUUCUCGACUCGCACCGCUCAAGAAGAUGACUCGCGCCUCGCUCCCGGUGACUCGGGCCCUGGCGUGUCCGACGAUCGAAGCAGUUUCUUUCCCUGGGCACCCACCAUUUGGUCUCGUCCAUAUGAGCCAUUGAACUCGUCUUCGGAGCCGGCGGAGCGCCAACGCCAUUCAUUACCGGCCAACUUCUUCCGUGAAUUCUCUCGGUGGUGGAGCAAAGAUCCGGAGAAUGAACAAGACGAUGAACAGAAUGGAGAGAGAAUAUUUUCCCAUGUACCUUUGUCUGCAGGCCCUCUCCGUGAAUCCAGCGCCGAUAAGAAAGACAAGAAUGGCCAUCGAUCCCGCUCGGUGGAUGAGCCUAAGAAGCUCGGCACCUUUUCUGGUGUCUUUGUUCCGACAACCUUGAAUGUUCUCAGCAUCCUCAUGUUCCUUCGCUUCGGAUUUAUUCUUGGCCAGGCCGGGGUGUUGGGGUUACUUAUUGUCUCGUACACCAUCAAUCUGGUUACAACGAUGUCUCUUUCUGCAAUUGCAACUAACGGGACUGUUCGAGGCGGCGGCGCCUACUAUCUGAUUUCUCGAUCUUUAGGGCCCGAAUUUGGGGGCUCUAUCGGGAUAGUAUUUUACUUAGGCUACGUGUUCAACACCGGCAUGAAUGCUGUCGGUCUUGUGGACUGCUUUACCCAAAACUUUGGCACCAAGUCUGGCACUUGGGCCAACUUCCUCGAGGAAGGCUUUUGGUGGCAGUACCUAUGGGGAACCGUCAUUCUUCUUCUUUGCACGGGAAUUUGCCUGGCAGGAAGCUCGAUUUUUGCAAGAGCAAGUAACGGACUCUUAGUGAUCUUGCUUGUGGCAACUUUCAGCAUUCCAUUGUCUGCUCUUCUUGCGAAGCCCUUCUACUCUCCUCACCUGGGGGUUGAGUUUACCGGUCUUCGUGUCAAGACCCUCCUUGGGAAUCUCAAACCUCACUUGACCAAAGGUGCUGCGGGCAGCCAAAUGAAGAAGAGGGAGAACUUUCAAGAUCUUUUUGGCAUUCUCUUUCCUGCCACGGGAGGCAUUUUCGCCGGCGCAAGCAUGUCAGGGGAUUUGAAUAACCCGAGCAAGUCUAUCCCCAAGGGCACCUUGUCGGGGUUGGCCUUGACGUUUAUCACGUAUACACUUGUCAUCUUUGCCAUGGCGGCCUCGGUCACCCGAGAAUCAUUAUAUAACAACGUCAACGUCAUUCAAAUAACAAAUUCCUCCGAUUCCGUUAUUCUCCUUGGAGAAUUUGCAACCAGUUUCUUCUCUGCCUUAAUGGGUGUUAUUGGAUCCGCGAAGCUUCUACAGGCGAUUGCCCGAGAUAGCCUGCUUCCUGGCCUGAGCAUCUUUGGCCGAGGAGCCAGCAAGAGCGACGAGCCUAUCUAUGCUAUCAUUGUGACUUACGUAUUCGCGCAACUGACAAUGCUCUUCGAUAUCAACCGCAUUGCAUCGUUCGUGACCAUGACCUACUUGAUGACAUUUCUCGUGACCAACCUGGCCUGUUUUCUCUUGAAAAUAGGGUCUGCGCCUAAUUUUCGGCCAUCUUUCCACUACUUCAAUUGGCAGACUGCAGCAGCCGGCACACUGGUUAGCGGAGUCAGCAUGUUCUUCGUGGAUGGCCUGUAUGCCACGGGCUGUGUGGGAAUUUUGCUCAUGCUUUUUCUCCUGAUCCAUUACAACUCGCCGCCCAAGCCAUGGGGAGAUGUCAGUCAGAGUCUCAUCUACCAUCAGGUACGAAAAUACCUGCUGCGUUUGCGCCAGGAGCAUGUCAAAUUCUGGCGGCCCCAGAUUUUGCUCUUUGUGAGCGAUCUCGACAGACAGUACAAAAUGGUCUCCUUUUGCAAUUCGCUGAAGAAAGGGUCGCUGUUUGUACUCGGCCACGUUUUGGUAACCGACGAUUUCUCCGCCGCCGUUCCAGAGGCUCGCCGCCAGCAGACCGCGUGGACGAAACUUGUCGAAUACUCCCGGAUCAAAGCCUUUGUGAACAUCGCCAUAUCCCCCGCCGCAGAAUGGGGCAUGCGGAAUAUCGUCUUGAACUCUGGCCUGGGAGGCAUGCGACCCAACAUUGUUAUCCUCGACCAAUUCCGGCAAGAUCAGUCACUGGUUGAAACCGUAUCCUCGGGUACCCACCGCAGAGAUUCCAAGGUCCGACGUCGUUCGUCCUAUUCUGAACCGCAAAAUGAAGAACAUCAUGAGACAGGCGGGCCUGAUACGCCGAUGAGCAGGAAAAGCUACGUAACGAUUUUGGAAGAUCUCCUGUUCAAGCUUCGCAUCAAUGUUGCUGUCGCCAAGGGUUUUGAAGAUCUUGAACUACCCGAUCCCCAUGAUCGACAUACCAAGAAGUAUAUUGAUCUGUGGCCGAUUCAGAUGUCUGCCGAGCUCGGGGCCGAUACAGAAAGUAAGAAGAACGUGUUGACCACGAACUUCGACACAUAUACCCUGAUUCUUCAACUCGGCUGCAUUCUCAAUACUGUGCCUUCGUGGAAGAAGACAUACACAUUACGGGUGGCCGUAUUUGUUGAAUACGAGACCGACGUGGAUGAAGAAAGAGGGAGAGUAGAAGCAUUGCUCGAGAAAUUGCGGAUCCAAGCCGAAGUCUUGGUGUUCUGGCUUGCGCGUGGUGAUUUGAAGACAUACUGUGUUGUUGUCAACGGGGACACCUCACUAGAGACAGCCGAUGCCCGGGAGAAUGUGCAUGCAACUCUACGAGAUGAGGAUUGGUGGCACGGGAUCUUGCGUGCUCGCAACCCGCUCCCGAAUCUGCAGGACCCGGAGAGCCCAAGUGAAGACAUGCGUUUAGACAAAGUGCCAAGCUGGCAAGGCCCAUCUAGCCAGGAAAGUGGAGCGAAGCCGUUAUAUCAACGAGUGACGGGGUUGCGGAAGUUGAUCCAGUCUCGACGCCGACGAUCUGUGUCGAGCUUCCGGGCCCUGGGAGCGGUCAAUCUGGGCAUGCAAACCCAUCGCCUGUUGGACGCGUUUGUGGACUAUGAUGGCUCCGACCCGUCUAGCGAUAGUGACGACAGCGAUUUGGACCCCUACGUGAGCGACCCGGAAAUCGACGACGGCGACGAGGACAAUGACCCGGCAGACAAGUUGGCUAGCCGGGACGAGAACGGGGCCAGCAAAGAUCGCAAUCCGGGCGACCGUUCCUCGACCGGCCCACCAGCGCCGUCUGGCCCUUCAGCCCAGAGAGACACCACGUCCCAGCAAAUCCCAUCCAUCAUUGCAACCGACGAGAGUACCUCACCCAAGAGCAAGUCCCCUGCACCUCGACCUACUAUGAGCCGCUCCGCGUCCAGCAACCGGUUCAGCUCCUCGCCUAUCCCCGAAGCUAAAGUCAAUACGGACGCAGAAGAGAGCGCCGGUCCCUCGAUCAUGUUUGCCGCGGAAUCAUCUCCUCCGCGAUUCCAAAAACUUGACUCUAUCUAUGCUCAGCGCCCCUCUGCUGUGUCCCCGAUUUCCCCGAGCGCGUACAGCAGCCAGACUGCAUCAGGGUUUCCCGGCAUGGCUGCGGUGCCCCUGUCUUUCAACGACCUGCCCAGCCGCGCGCAGCAUUUGAUUCUGAACGAGCUGAUGGUGCAGCAGAGCGGAGAAACAGCGGUGAUUUUUACAACACUGCCGUCUCCGGUGGAGGGCACAUCGCAGCGUGAGGAGGACAGUGCGUCCUACUUGAGCGACUUGGAGGUGCUGUGGCAGGGACUGCCACCGUGUUUGCUGGUGCACAGCAAUAGCAUGACAGUGACGAUGAAUCUGUGA